This is a messenger RNA of Salarias fasciatus (jewelled blenny), 5376 nucleotides long. Its product is annotated as son of sevenless homolog 1-like. Gene Ontology annotation, molecular function: DNA binding; structural constituent of chromatin; protein heterodimerization activity. Bases 692 to 4687 code for a protein of 1331 amino acids. The transcript is spliced from 23 exons. Gene Ontology annotation, biological process: Ras protein signal transduction. Lineage: Eukaryota; Metazoa; Chordata; Actinopteri; Blenniiformes; Blenniidae. Gene Ontology annotation, cellular component: plasma membrane; nucleosome. The record is from RefSeq and is a predicted model, not a curated record.
UUCACCGUCUACGGUACCGCACACCGGAGUCACAACAACCGCCCGCCGUUAGCUCGGUGAGUGUCCGUUUGUCGGGGCCCAGGGGCCGGAUCUGCUGUCUCAUAGGCUCUGAGAAGAGAGCGGCGGAGCGCAGUACUAGCGGGGUCAAGGUACCGGAGUGGCUUCUUUGGAUAGUCGGUGAAACGUCAGCAGCAGAGAACCGGGAGCUGGGUGAUUGUUAGCGAUCACCCGGUAACCGUCAGUCCGCCGCCGCUCCUGCUGAGUGUAACCAGCAGCUGGUAACCGGUCACCUCGCCAACCGACUGGCUGAUGGAGGCCAGCCGCUGCUGACGGUAGCAGUGGCGCUACGCGCUAAGAGGCUAACACCGAGCAGCGCCCCGGUGGUCCGCGGUGGGUAACGGAGCGGGUGCCGGACACCAUGCUCUGCUCCCGGUGAACCGAGCGACACCCAACAGCUAGCUGCUAACCGCGGAGCUAACAGGUAGCUGCGGAGCAUCUGGCCGCGGCUGGGUCUCCGUGCAGCGUCCGAGGAUGGUCGCAGUGACGGCGGCUGCUCUGGAGGAUCGGCCUGGACGUCCCGAGGCUUUCGCCCGUGCAGCCGGACCCGGUCUGCGCCUCAUGUAAACCGAAGAACCGAGCGUGAGAGUCCGGCCGCGGCGCUCAGACCCCGCACACCCCGCAGCAAGCAGCCAUGCAGGCGGCGCAGCUGCAGUACGACUUCUUCAACGAAGAAAACGCUCCCAAAUGGAGAGGCCUGCUGGUACCCUCACUGGAAAAGGUACUGAACCAGGUGCAUCCUAACCUGGUGUCCCAGCAGGAGGCGCUGCAGUACAUCGAGGAGUUAAUCCUGCUGCUGCUCAACAUGUUAUGUCAGGCUCAACCACGCACUGUGCAGGAUGUGGAGGAGCGGGUUCAGAAGAGUUUUCCUCACCCAAUCGACAAGUGGGCGAUCGGUGACGCUCAGGCCGCCAUCGAGAAGAGGAAGAGGAGGAACCCGCUCGCUCUGCCCGUCGACAAGAUCCACCCACUGCUCAAGGAGGUGCUGGGUUACAAGGUGGACCACCAGGUGUCCGUGUACAUGGUGGCCGUGUUGGAGUACAUCUCUGCCGACAUCCUGAAACUGGCCGGAAACUACGUGAGAAACAUCCGACACUAUGAGAUCUCCCAGCAGGACAUCACUGUGGCCAUGUGUGCUGACAAGGUGUUGAUGGACAUGUUCCACCAGGACGAGGAGGACAUCAGCGGGUUCCCUCUGAUGGACGAGGAGCCGUCGGCCAGUGAGGAGCAGAGUUACUACGAGCUGGUGAGGAGCUUCAUGGCCGACGGGCGGCAGUAUGUGAGACAGCUCAACCUGCUCAUCAAGGUGUUCAGAGAGCCCUUCAACUCCUGCCCCAUGCUUUUCUCCCAGCACGACGUGGACAGUAUCUUCAGCAGGAUUGUAGAUAUCCACGAGGUGACGGUGAAGCUGUUGGGUCUGAUCGAGGAUACGGUGGAGAUGACCGACGAAGGAAGUCCUCACCCCCUGGUGGGAAGCUGCUUCGAGGACCUAGCUGAGGAGUUGGCCUUUGACCCUUAUGAGACGUACGCUCAGGACAUCUUGCGUUCUGGUUUCCACGAGCACUUCCUCAGUCAGGUGUCCAAACCUGGAGCCUCCUUCCACUUGCAGUCCAUCUGCGAGGGCUUUAAAGAGGCUGUUCAGUACGUUCUGCCCCGGCUGCUGCUCACUCCUGUUUACCACUGUCUGCACCUGUUCGAGAUCCUCAAGCAACUGGAGGAGAAGAGCGAGGACGAGGAGGACAAAGAGUGUCUGAAACAGGCCAUCACGGCUCUGCUCAACCUGCAAAGCAGCAUGGAGAGGAUCUGCUCCAGGAACCUCGCCAAGAGGAGGCUCAGCGAGUCAGCGUGUCGUUUCUACAGCCAUCAGAUGAAGGGGAAGCACCUGGCCAUCAAGAAGAUGAACGAGAUCCAGAAGAACAUCGACGGCUGGGAGGGGAAGGACAUCGGCCAGUGCUGCAACGAGUUCAUCAUGGAGGGCACGCUCACUCGCGUGGGCGCCAAACACGAACGCCACAUCUUCCUGUUCGACGGCCUCAUGAUCUGCUGCAAGUCCAACCACGGCCCGCCGCGGCUGCCCGGCGCCGGCUCCACCGCCGAGUACCGCCUCAAGGAGAAGUUCUUCAUGCGCAAAGUCCAAAUCAAUGACAAAGACGACAAGGAGGGCGAGUACCGGCACGCCUUCGAGAUCAUCCUGAAGGACGGGAACAGCGUGGUGUUCGCCGCCAAGUCCGCCGAGGAGAAGAACGGCUGGAUGGCGGCGCUGAUCUCGCUGCAGUACCGCAGCACGCUGGAGCGCAUGCUGGACUCGGCCAUGCUGCAGGAGGAGAAGGAGGAGCAGAUGAGGCUGCCCGGCGCUGAGGUUUACCGCUUCGCCGAGCCGGACUCCGAGGAGAACGUCGUGUUCGAAGAAAACGUCCAGUCCAAGUCGGGGAUCCCCAUCAUCAAAGCCGGGACGGUCCUGAAGCUGAUCGAGAGGCUCACCUUCCACAUGUAUGCAGAUCCAAACUUUGUGCGGACGUUCCUGACGACGUACCGCUCGUUCUGUAAACCUCAGGAGCUGCUGGACCUGCUCAUGGAGAGGUUUGAGAUUCCUGAGCCGAGGCCGAGCGACGCCGAUCAGAUGGAGGGAGGAGAGCAGCCGCUCAGCGCUGAGCUCAAACGCUUCAGGAAAGAGUUUGUUCAGCCUGUUCAGCUCAGAGUCCUGAAUGUGUGUCGUCACUGGGUGGAACAUCACUUCUACGACUUCGAGAGGGACGCUCAACUACUGAGCCAGCUGGAGGAGUUCAUCUCUUCAGUCAGAGGCAAAGCGAUGAGGAAGUGGGUGGAGUCGAUCACAAAGAUCAUCCAAAGGAAGAAGCAGGUGCAGGUGAGCGCGCCCAGCCACAGCAUCACCUUCCAGAAUUCUCCACCUCCCAUCGAGUGGCACAUCUGUAAACCUGGAAACACGGAGCAGUUCGACCUCAUGACGCUGCACCCCAUCGAGAUCGCCCGCCAGCUCACCCUGCUCGAGUCCGACUUCUACCGGGCGGUGCAGCCGUCUGAGCUGGUCGGAAGCGUCUGGACCAAAGAGGACAAAGAGAUCCACUCGCCCAACCUGCUGAGGAUGAUCCGACACACCACCAACCUCACCCUGUGGUUCGAGAAGUGCAUCGUGGAGACGGAGAACCUGGAGGAGCGGGUCUCCGUCGUCUCCCGGAUCAUCGAGAUCCUGCAGGUUUUUCAGGAACUCAACAACUUCAACGGCGUGCUGGAGGUGGUCAGUGCCAUGAACUCCUCUCCAGUGUACAGACUGGACCACACCUUCGAGCAAAUCCCGAGUCGACAGAGGAAAAUCUUAGAGGAGGCUCACGAGCUCAGCGAAGACCACUACAAGAAGUAUUUAGCUAAGCUGCGCUCCAUCAACCCCCCCUGUGUUCCCUUCUUUGGAAUCUACCUGACCAACAUCCUGAAGACGGAGGAGGGAAACCCCGACUUCCUGCGUCGGCAUGGCAAGGACCUGAUCAACUUCAGCAAGAGGCGGAAAGUGGCCGAGAUCACCGGAGAGAUCCAGCAGUACCAGAACCAGCCAUACUGCCUGAGAGUGGAGGGCGACAUCAGGAAGUUCUUCGAGAACCUGAACCCGAUGGACGACCUGUCAGAAAAAGACUUUGCUGAUCACCUCUUCAACAAAUCUCUGGAGAUUGAGCCUCGAAAUGCCCGAUCGUUACCUCGAUUUGUGAAGAGGUACACCUGUCCUCUGAAGUCCCCGGGGAUCCGUCCCUCCUCAGCCAGGCCGGGCACCAUGCGACACCCGACGCCGCUGCAGAACGAGCCGCGCAAGAUCAGCUACAGCCGCAUUCCCGACAGCGAGGCCGAAGGCGGCGCCGUCUCCGCCCCCAACUCCCCCCGCACGCCUCUGACCCCGCCCCCUGCGUCUGCCGCCUCCAGCUCCACUGACGUAGGCAGCGUGUUCGACUCCCCGCAGGGUCCCAGCAGCCCCUUCCACUCCACCUGCGACAGUAUCUUUGCUGUGGUUUCUCUCCCUCAUGGUCCACGGUCGUCGUCUGUCUCCUCCAUGCUGAGCUUCAGUCGCGGUUCAGAGGAGGCCCCCGUUCCUCCUCCGGUUCCUCCUCGCAGACGACCGGAGUCCGCUCCUGCGGAGUCGUCGCCCUCUAAGAUGAUGUCAAAGUUGGACAGCCCCCCCGCUGUCCCCCCUCGCCAGCCCACCUGUAAGCUCCUCCCACCUCGAUACUCCUCGUCGCUGUCCUCGUCGUCUCCUCCUGACAGCCCGCCCUCGCUGCCCCCCCGGGAGCCGCUCAGCUCCCCGCUGCACCUCCUCCCGCCCCCUCAGGGUCGCCCCCGCUGCGACCUGUUGCCCCAGGCCUUCUUCCCCUCCACCACCUCGGCCUCGCUGCCCAUCUGCCCCGCCCCCUGCAGCGCCUCGUCCUCUCCGCCGGCCCUGCCUCCCUCUGCCCCCCUCACCCCCACCCCCAGGAAGAUGCCCCUCCCCUCCCCGCCGCCCUCCCUGCUGCCCCCGCUGGACGGCCCCCCGGUGCCUCCCCGCCACGGCGUCCCCAAGCUGCCCCCGAAGACAUACAAGAGGGAGUCUUUGAGCCACGCCCCUCUGUUGGACACGCCCCCGGCACUGUGAUUGGACAGCCUGUGGAGGAGGCGGAGCUGGACGCGUAAACACUACAGCUGAUUGGAUCAGAACACAGGACCGAUUUUAAACCACGUCUGAUGGACCAAUCAGGACGUUCUGAUCUGGUCUGAACUGAAACUAAUGAAAUACAAAUCAUGUGCUCUUAUUGUGAGAAUCUGCCUGAGAACACUCAUCCGUCUGUGGUCGCUUCUUCAUUUCUGUUCGUCGUCCGUGAGCCCGGAGCCCGAGCGGCGUCCUGCUGAACCCCAGGGCUGCUGGGUAAUGUGGUUGUCCAGAGUGAAGCAGGCUGAGUGUGAGAGUGAGUGUGUGUUUAUGUGUGUAUGCGUGCGUGUGUGUGUGUGAGGAGCAGAAGCACAGAGGUACUGAGGCGCUCCUGCUCAUCUGUCCGUCUCUGAAUGUCCAGAAGAAAUGUAAACAAACUUCAUGAUCGCCUUCUUUAAAAAACAAAAAAAACAAGGGAAUAAACGUGUUUCCACCACGCAGAGGGACGGAAACGGAAACCACCGCGUCUGUCGUUAACCUCACCGAACCUGCACGGCGCGUGUGUUUAUCUCCACACUGGUGGAGAGUGGAUUAGAGUGUGUGUGUUGUCCCCAUAAGGAACCAAAACAUUUCAGUGUGCUGUGAGUGUCAAACAUAUUUUAAUUCAGGGGACACAGAGAGCCCAGUCUCAUCUU